AUGGACGCCGGCAAUAACAAAAAGUUUUACACUCAUUCGAAAAUCGAAGAUUGGCGGAAGAAUAUUCAUAGAGGGCAGAAUAUACCAAAUGAUGACGAACCUUCAAUCUCUGCCACUAAUAAUAGCAACACUAUCAGUAGUGAGAUGAUGGAUCUCUAUGAAUCAAUGGACUCAGUUUCUGUCAUCGAGUCCUCUGCCGACAGAGCAACAAAGAGGAUGCAACAGGCGUUAAUAGCACACUGCGAACGAGAGAGGUCCUUAGACAAUUUCCGAAGGUCAAGAAGAUCUGGUUCGCUCCUGAAGGAUUUGAUAAAUUUAAUUGCCUCCCACCAUCCCUACGGGUUCGAGGAAAAAAACUUGGAGGACAUAAUGAUGGCAUCAGAGGAAAUAAGAAGAAUGGCAAAGAAAAUCAUCGCAACGUUCGAUGUCGACGAAAACAAGCCUCCAAAUGGCGAGUACAUCCUCUGGAAUCUUAACGGCCUCAUCGAAAUAAUAAAGACAUGCUGCGUCUACUCCGUGUCAAGAAAAUCAUCCACCGUUGGUUUUCAACCGAGGAAAUUUGAUCGAAAAAUUUCUACAUCGAUUGCCGAUCGCAUGAUCUACCAAGAAGACAACUUCAUGAAUGCCAACGAGGAAAUAGUCUUUACAGCAGACUGCUAUUUCCAUCGCCUUUGUCUGAUCCUCAAUGAUGCUCGAAUCAUAUAUGGAUCUCAAAAGCCAACAAUCAACAGACUCGCUCAGACACUACGAGCGGACCGUGUGGCAUCAAGUCUUCUCGUCAAAUUGUUCUCUCUCUUGGAUGGAUCGGAAGAAUUACGAAGGGAAAAUAAGCAAACAAGAGUUCAUCAGGGGUACGAUGCGUUUACUGUUCUCAGACUGCCCUAUCAAUAUCCGGAGUCGAUCGCUGAAGGCCACGAAGAGAUGCUUUUGUACUUGGUAACAAGUCCGUAUGCUUCCCAUUUGAAAGAAAUGGCCGCAUAUAAAGAUCGCUCUGCUCAAAACAUUGAAGAGAUAGCCAUCGUCGCACCCGGUCUGGCGUCAACACCGCAAUUUAUUUGGGAAAAAAUAACGAACGAAACUGGUCCGUCUCUUGAAAAUUUUGAAUUGGAAACUAUCGCGACUGAUCAAGACCAGAAAUUGUGGCGAGAAGAAAAAUGGAAAAUAUUCGAAGAGGCGAAGUAUCGCGAUGAAGAUGGCAAAACUUUUUUUGCUAAACGCUCAGUCGGGGUUCCUUGUCAGCUGUCGAAAAAUGGCUGUAAAAAUACGGAGGAGCACCGACGACGAAUACUAUUUGAUGGAAUCGGAAAUGACUAA
Molecule: messenger RNA, 1314 nt
Organism: Oikopleura dioica
Lineage: Eukaryota; Metazoa; Chordata; Appendicularia; Copelata; Oikopleuridae
Source: the annotation of a GenBank genome assembly